Messenger RNA from Pectinophora gossypiella (pink bollworm), 11586 nucleotides. Its product is annotated as ankyrin repeat domain-containing protein 13D. The coding region runs from base 147 to 1973 and encodes 608 amino acids. Gene Ontology annotation, cellular component: cytoplasm. The transcript is spliced from 13 exons. The record is from RefSeq and is a predicted model, not a curated record. Lineage: Eukaryota; Metazoa; Arthropoda; Insecta; Lepidoptera; Gelechiidae. Gene Ontology annotation, molecular function: protein binding.
UGUGGAUAGCGUAUCGGUGCAGAUUUUCAUUGUAUUUUCAAAUAAUUCUCUUGGGAAAAGAUUAAAUUGUACUUAUAUAACGGGUUCUUUGUGUGUUAUAGCGUAUUGGUGUGUUAUUGUGUAAGAAUAACAGAUGUUUUGAUGCAAUGGCUAUGACUGCUGAAGAAGUUGCUCGCCGCUUUCCAAUUCACUGGUUGGUGUGGAAUAAUGAGCACGAGGAGUUGAGGAACUGUUUUGAAAAUAACAAGUAUACACCAGAGGAACUUGAGACUAAGGACACUAGAGGCCGCACCCCACUGCUGUUGGCCGUCACAUUAGGUCAUGUUGAAUCGGUGCGUGCUCUAAUAGAUGCUGGUGCAGAUGUUAACUGUGAAAAGGAUGGAUGGACUGCGGUACAAGAAGCCACAGCGACUGGCAACGUGGAGCUACUGUCGCUGGUGUUGUCGACGCGUGACUACCAGCGUCACGUGGUCCGCUCGGGCGGCAUCCCCGACCUGCUGAGGAGGCUCAGCCUCGCGCCGGACUUCUACGUCGAGAUGAAGUGGGAAUUCACCAGUUGGGUGCCGCUAGUAUCACGAAUGUGUCCGUUCGACACGUACAAGGUGUACAAGCGCGGGGGCAACGUCCGCGUGGACACCACACUCGUCGGCUUCGAGAACAAUCGCUGGCAGCGCGGCGACAGGACUUAUAUCUUUAGGGGACAAGGGCGGUCGGCCAGCCUGGUGGAGCUGGACCACGAGCUGGGCACCAUGUGGUGCGAGUACCUGGAGCCGGCGCCGGCCGCGGCCCGCGCGCCGCCCGCGCCGCCGCCGCACGUGCUGGACGCGCGCCUCGCGCAGCCGCUCGCCAUCAACUACCUCGACACCGACAAGAUAUGCUUCGAGAGAAACAAAAGCGGCAUCUGGGGCUGGCGCCAAGACAAGACAGAGAAUGUAAACGGCUACGAGUGCAAAGUCUUCGGGGCUAACAACGUGGAGCUGGUCUCCAUGACGCGCUCCGAACACCUGCCGCGCGGGGAGAGGAGGCCGGAACCCCGCGCACCUCUAGCAGGGCUGCUGGCCAUAGCUGACCGGGAUCACGAUGAUCCACCAACCACACCCACGGAAACACAAGAAGACUCACCUCGCAGCAGUAGAUCCAAAGAAUCCAAAGAAGAGUUAGAGUUAGAACCUGUAACGUGGGAGCAGUACUUCUCGGAGUCCCCACUGGAGCGCGACAUCGGCCGGCCCAAAGAGAUCGCCACCAAGGUGCAGAAGUUCAAGGCUACGCUGUGGCUCUGUGAGGACUACCCCCUAGAGCUACAAGAGCAGAUAAUGCCAAUCCUCGACCUGAUGGCCGCGAUAUCAUCACCACAUUUCGCCAAGCUGAAGGACUUCGUGCAAAUGCAACUGCCCGCCGGAUUCCCUGUCAAAAUUGAAAUCCCUCUCUUCCACGUGCUGAACGCGCGGAUAACGUUUGGCAACAUCUUCGCGACAGACACGCCCGUGCAGCACAUCGAGUGUAUACAGGAGGGAGACCGGCUCUCGUGUGUCGUCGACGAUGCUUGCUUCGCUAUCGGACGAGGGUAUCGCGCGGCCGGCGGCGCGGACGCUCGCGUGUGCGCCGACGACGAAGAAGGUCUGCUCCAGUACGCCAUCCAGCAGAGCCUCAUGGAAGCAGGCACUCACGAUGACCAGGUGGACGUGUGGGAGGCGCUGCGGGGCGCGCGGCCCAGCACGCCGCAGCCGCGCCGCGACCACGAGCCGCAGCUGCUGGCGCACGAGGAGCGCCAGCUGCAGAGAGCGAUAGAGGCGUCUCUCGCCGCGAUGUCGCUGCCGCCGCCGGAGCCCGAGGACCCCGAGACGGAGGCGGAGCGCGAGCUAGCAGAGGCGCUCGCCAUCAGCGCUCGCGAACAAGCUCGCAUCGAACAGCAGCUGGCUAGCGAGCAGAGGGCGCUCGACGAGGCGCUGCGGCUCUCGCUGCUGGAUAAGUGAUCUCAUCUGAAUCAGUAUAGUUUAAAGUGUCCACCAAAAGAAGACUACGCCUAUAUUGUAAUAAUAUAAAUUAGGACAUAAUUACAUUUUCCACUUUAGUGACCCUAUUAAAUAUUUAUUCUACGUUAUUAUAUUAUGUAAUAUUAUGUAGGUAGAUACAUGGUAUAAUAAAACAAGGUAUGCUCAAUCCUAUGAAAACCUGCCAUUGCUAGCUAUCUGAUGACGUAAUGAGUGAGUGUUACCAUUAAAUUGGCAUCUCCAACAUUCCAAGGAUAUAAAUUUUAGUAUUGAAAGUUAAGCGAAUUACUGAUUAACGUACUUAAUUACUAUCACAUGACACAUAUAUAAAAUUAAUUAAAACUGUAAGUAUUUUUUUUACUAAAAGUUCAAAGCCUUGCAAAGUAAAUUAAAAACGUUAGUCGUGACGUCAGCGCGACUAACCUUAAAAUGUUAGCUGUCAUUUUGAGCAUACGUUGUUCUAUUAUACCAUAGGUAGAUGUAUUAGAUAUAAUAAGUACGGAAAGACACAAAUAAAUAGUUCCAAUGACCAUAGAUAUGUGCAUAGAUAAACAAUCAUUUUGGGCACUAAGUCAAAGUGCCGGCCAGAAAAAGUGCCAGAAUUGAUAAUUUUUUUACUAAGCCUCGUAUUAGAUUCGGCACAUUUUUUUCUCUUGUUGGCCCUUCGAACUAACGUACCCAAAUUAGAUACGAAUGACAAGCUUUCUUUAGGAGUUUGUAAAAUGUUUUUGCGUGGCCCUUUUGCGAAGAAACGCCAUUGCGAAAUUUGAGGUUAGUUAAGAUUUUGUACCCUUAUUCGUCUCUUGUACAGUGCGCUGAAGAUAUGAAAAUUACAAUAUAAAAAACAAACAUUCCUACGUAAAUAAAAAGGCAUACAGGGUGCUAGUGACACCGUAACGAAAACUUUAGGCGAUAAUUCAAUUAUUUUCAGUUUGUUUAUACCAAGUGGAAUUUCCUGUCGGAAAAUUCAUUAGAAAUUGUGCUUUAAGCUGCAUAGAACCCAAAUUUAAAAUAAAAGUGACAAAUUAUUAAAAAUCAUCAAUGUACCAACAACAUUGCACGUACCUACGUACAUAGUCUAACGACUAUUCGCGUUGUUCGAUUUACAUCGCGGCGCAGCAAAAGCUCAAAAUCUUAAUUAAAUAUUUCCGACAAGAAAAUCACCAACCAUAAUUUUUAGUACAAUUAAAUAGAAGUUCUAUUUUUUUUUUCGUUAAGGUGUCACCAACACGCUGUAUAAUGGUGCCGACACUACCAGGUACAAAUUUAGUUUUAUUUUAGUAGAACAGUUCUAAAACUCUCUCUUUCUCUUUCGUGCACUUGUCGUAAGAGAAGGAGGACACGAUUUUUCAAAGUUCUCAAUUUAAAAUUGCAUUGUGGUAUAUUAGAAUCGGUAGCAUUGUCACACUAUGUGUAGCAUUAAUAAACUAAUCUCAGUUUUGAGACUGCCCUCAAGAUCAUGUCAAUGUGACAUUUCUUAUAUAAAAACAGGGCUUGAGCAUGGUCUUGAGGGCAGUCUCAGCUGAGAUUAGUUUUACCUUCCUAAGAUUUUCAAAACCAUCAGUUCAUGUCAAUCAGAAUAUUGUCUAUAGGUAAAGUCCAUCAGUGUAUGAGGGUACAAUGUAAUGGUAGUGAGAACUUUAUAGGAUGUAACUUAUUUGAAGACAUGUGCUGACUAGUCGAGAAAGCCCACUAGUUGGCAAAAAAGCGUACUAUAAACUGAAACGGUCUUUGCCUUGACAGUUCAAACUGAAUAUUGAGCCGAUUAGUCGGCUUUCUGGGACCGACUAGUCGGCUAGUCGGUGAAAUCGGUAGUCGGCACACGUCCGCUUAUUUGUUCAUAUUUACAACUUUAGUUUAAAAAUAGCAAAGAAAUGAAUCUUACUGUCCUUAUUAUAUUUAGACGCAAUUUGAUGCAAUUAGUAUUGAUACGAGCGAGAGUCUUAUUACAAAGUAAUAAAACUGUAUUUUAAUGAUAGGAAGGAAUUGAAUGCUGGCCAGUUUUCAAUAGAUUAGAUAUAUUUUAUAACGCUGCAAGGUGAAAUUAUAAAAUGCUAUAUUAUACUCGUAUACUUCUCAUCAAAAAUAACACACUUCCGAAAUGUUUGUUCAUCAAAAUACAACCAAUACUGUUCUUUAUUUUAACAAACGUAACAUCUUAAUUUGAUGGAAUGAACUUAUAGUACCUACAUAAUUUAAUAUAUAUGUAUUUACAAAACGGUUCCAACGUUUUUAGACAAAAUCCUUAGCGAUUGUGAAUCUGUUUCUUUACAGUAUGUCAGUACAGUCAUGAGCAAUAUCAUGUACACACUUUAUUCAAAUUCAAAUUCAAAAAUAUUUUUAUUCAGUUGGUAACAUAGUUACACUUUGAAUCGUCAAUUUUUACAUAACGAACGUCUCAUCCGCCUAAAACUACUGCAGCUUCUCACAACCUGUAUACUCUGUAUAGCCGGGGGAAAAGAAGCUGCAAGAAAAACCUCGGCACAGGGCCCUAGACGUUCUUUAAAAAAAUAAAAAUAAACAUAAAAUAUUGGUAUACAAAUGAGUAAUUUAGCUGCCUAAUAUCAGUUCUGAGACAGUUAAUCCCAUGCAUUCAUAUCUUCUAAAUAAAUAAUCACUAACUUUAUAAUAACCUUUUUUGUAAAGUUUUUGUUUAACUACUGUCUUAAAACAGUUGAAAGACAAAUUCUGAAUGUCAAUGAAUUUAGAACCCUGUCACACUAUUAUAUUUGACAUUUAAUAAGACUUACGGUUUAAUUUGUCAAAAAAGUUAAUGUGACAUGGUUGCAAAGUGUAUACUUAGUGUGUUUAGUGUGUGUUGUAGUGUAUACAUUAACUUUUUAAUGUGUAUACACAUAUUAGUACUCGUGACCGCACAUUACACUUACAGAUUAUAGAAACAAGGGAGAUAUGCCCUCAGCACAUAAAUUAUACGAGUCCGCAUGUCGCAUGUUAAUUCACGUCGGCGUGUGAAGCGGCCGGACCAACUCAUUUCUGUCUGGACCGCUAUAUCGAUUUACCCACCGUUCAUUGCGUAGUAACACAAGUGCUAGUUGUAAUCGCGCGAUACCAAAGAAGCAAUGAAUGACGUGGAAAGUUUUAUAAUACGAUCGUUGUCCCAGUUGAACAUUUCGAUUUGUGCAUAUUUCGGUGUAAUAAUUAAUCUUGUGAUAUAAUCAAGCCUGUAGCUUUAUAAAAUAGAUCUAUCUUGGCCCUGUAUAGUAUUAUUUGUGUUGUAUUGUACGUAACACAACUGAUUUAAUCGUUUUAAAGGACUACACUCAAAAAACCCAAAAAUGAUAAUCGAUCAACCUGAAAGUAGUUGUAAUAAUAAAUACACACAUAAACAGCCUAUACAGAGUGUUAGUGACAUCGUAACGAAUACUGAGGAUGAUUCAGACCAAGAUUUGGAGUUGAUAUCAAGUGGAAUUUUCCAUCGCAAAAGUAUGACGACGGAAAAUUCCAUUUGAUAUCAACUUCGAAUCAUGGUCUGAAUCACCCCCCUCAGUAAAUUCAAAUUCAUAAAUCUCUUUAUUCAGUAGGUAAUAUAGUUACACUUUGAAUCGUUAAUUUUUACAUAACGAACAUCUCAUCCGCCUAAAACUACUGCAGCUUCUCACAACCAGUAUAGCCGGGGAAUAGAAGCUGCAAGAAAAACCUCGGCACAGGGCCCUAGAUGUUCUUUAAAAAAAAGUAUUCAUUAUUAUUGGUUUUUUUAUCGUUGCGAUGUCAUUAACGCCCUGUAUGCUUCCCACUGCUGGGCACAGGCCUCCCCUCAAUCAACCGGAGGGGGUAUGGAGCAUACUCCACCACGCUGCUUCACUGCGGGUUGGUGGAGGUGUUUUUACGGUUAAUAGCCGGGACCAACGGCUUAACGUGCCCUCCUAAGCACGGAAUCAUACUUUCAACGAUUUAAUAAAUCAUAACUAAUCGAUUGGCAUAGGUGGCGUCGUGAUCGGCGAUUUUGGGUUUUUCGUCCACACAUUUUGAGCAUUGUCCUUUUAUGUUAAUUAUAGUGUAAAAAUAUCUAUCAUAACUACUUUGCUCACUCAGUGCAAUAAGUAAUUUGUAGGCAUGUAUGCAGUUUCGUAUUUUUAUUCCUGUAAUUAGUGUUGCCCGAUAAUCGACCGUAUAUCAAUUAAUAAUCGAUUAUUUUGUAAGCCUCUAAAUACCCUAAAUAUCGAUAUGCCUAUCGAUACUAUCGAUAUUGAAAAUUCUACAAUUAUAUCGAUACCGUUCAUUAUAAAAUAAUUGCAAUACUAUAUUAUAUUGCAAUAUUGAUUAUAUGGAUAAUGUUAAUCGAUAAUAUAGUCGUUUAUAUUGAUCGAUUAUAAUCGAUAUAAUUGUAGAAUUCCCAAUAUCGAUAGUAUCGAAAGGCAUAUCGAUAUUUAGAUUAUUUAGGGGUAAAUAAUCGAUUAAUUGACAAUCGAUAAUUAGGCAACACUACCUGUAAUAUUAGGUGCAUGGAGAUUGCGUUAUGUAUGUGAUUUAUUAUCCUUUUAAGGUCUGUAUUAUUUGACUAGACUGUAUUGGGCUGGAUUUCCCUUCGCGGUUUGGAAGAUCAGACAGGCAGUUGCUUCUGGAAAAAUCAUCAUAGUUUACCUAACCAUAAGCGGAUCCCGUGAGAAACGGUAUAAAGUUAGGGAGAUAAUGGUGCUAAUUCCUGUAAAUACCAUCUAAUUUUAUUUUAAGUUAUAUCUGUCAUUUUCUUAUCCGCCGAAAAGGAAAGGGACGGGUAAUCGAUAAGCAUAAAAUUUAUGGAACACACGUCAAUUUUAAGCACAAAUCUAAACCAACCGUCUAAAAAUUUUACAUCAGUCAAUAACCCGACACAUUCAUUUACUCAUUCUUCCUAAAAUUAAGAGCUGUGAAUCAUCCGUCCCUUUCCUUUUCGACGGAUAUGAAAAUGACGGAUAUAACUUAAAAUAAAAUUAGGCGGUGUCUCCAGGAAUCGGGGCCAAUGUUUAUAGACAUUCUUUUUCGUAAUGUGAUUGACUUAAGUAGUAUGAGUAUUUGUUUUAAUAAUAUCUGGAUAUUACCAGUCCAUGUCCUCCUGCGGCCCGGAUUUGUGGACACAAUAGUUAAACAAAUUGGAUUCUAAAAGGACUUUGGACCUUAACCACUUUACAAAUAAAAAAAAUAAUAAUCCAGGGAUGAACGUGGGUUUAAGUAUUUGGCAGCCAAGCAAAAUUUUAUGCAAUUUUAUCAUACAAUUCGACUGAACUUUGUUUGGCUGUCAAAUAUUUAAACCCACGUUCAUCCCUGGUUUAUUUUUUAUUUAUACAUUGUUUUAAGUUUACGCGGUUAUUAACAUAAUUAAAGCAUAUAAUGGCCCCGAUUCCUGCAGACACCGCCUAAUUUUAUUUUAAGUUAUAUCCGUCAUUUUCAUAUCCGUCGAAAAGGAAAGGGACGGAUGAUUCACAGCUCUUAAUUUUAGGAAGAAUGAGUAAAUGAAUGAAUAACCCGGGCGAAUCAAAAGGUACCUCGCUGGUAUGCAAUCCGUUUGACGUGCUGUCUACUUAACUGUGACGGGUUAUUGACAGAUGUAAAAUUUCUAGACGGUUGGUUUAGAUUUGUGCUUAAAAUUGACGUGUGUUCCAUUUAUUUUAUGCUUGUCGAUUACCCGUCCCUUUCCUUUUCGGCGGAUAAGAAAAUGACAGAUAUAACUUAAAAUAAAAUUAGAUGGUAUUUACAGGAAUUAGCACCAAUAACGGGUUCUUACCGCGUUUAAAUGGGGAUAUGAGUCAUCCCGUGAUCAUGGCACUUGCAACAGUGUCGAAAUAUCGGGAGUCUCGUAUCUCCAUUCAAACGCGGUAAGAACCCGUUAUUAUGUGCUUUAAUUAUUUUUUAUUUGUAAGGUGGUGUGACUUUAAUAUAUUAGUCGUACUUCUCUUUUACUCUUGAGUUCCAUAAUGCUAUGUCGCUUCGAGUGGAAGCGAGAUAGCAUUAUGUUUCUUAAGUUCUCUGUCUACAUUUUGGCAUGGAGAUUAUUAAAACAAAACACUCAUAUUAUUUAUACACAAUAUUCCUUCCUCUGAUUAUUAAAAUAUAUCUCCUUUCGGAUUGUGAUUAUUUUAUUAUAAUAUUAAUAAUCUAUAACUUUAUCGACUUGCAUAUAUCCGACAUUGUGUGUAAAGAUCUCUUUCAUACCAAAAUAAAAUUUUAAGUAUUUAUUUUAAAAAUCGUACCUAUUUUUUUAUCAGCUGAUAUGCAAAAUUGUGGAAGUUGUUUUAAAUCACAAUAAGUCUUACCAUACGAUACGUGUAUUAUGGGUCAUUUCAGUGUGGUUUUAAAAAUACCUAUCAUAUAAAGUGGGUGGACCGCUGGUAGUCGCAAUUGAUGGCGCGAUGGUUAAGGCUGCACGCACACAUUUCUCCUCCCGCUGGGUGGCUCUAAUUAGUGAUUUAUGAGUCAUUUUCUCUUUAUAAAUAAAUAUUUGUCUACUAACACUGGGAUUAAGCACUAUGUUAAGCCGUUGGUCCCAGUUACUACUUACUGAUGUAAGUACGUAGUCGUUACAUGAGCCAUAUCCUUUGGCGGCUCAAUAGUAACCCUGACACCAGGGUUGAUGAGGUUGGUAAUCCACCUCACAACCCACACGAUAGAAGAAGAUGAAGUACUUAUGUUACUUACAUCUAAGGACAAUAGUCUGAAAAUAAAGAUAUUUGAAUUUGACUGCGUUAGUGUUUCUAAAACCACACUGAGACAAUGAGAGUAAAACUAGAAGCUCAAAUGUAGGUGGCAGCACUGUUGAGUGUUCCUAAACUAUGACAGUUCUCCACAGUGUCCAUCUAAAAUUCGUGAUAAAUUACUAUAAAAUGUGGAGCAACGUUCGUAAUGGAAUUUGUUUAUUAAAAAAAAAAUCAUCUCGAGCUCCUCCGUGCUUCGGAAGGCACGUUAAGCCGUUGGCCCCGGCUGCAUUAGCAGUCGUUAAUAACCAUCAAUCCGCACUGGGCCCGCGUGAUGGUUUAAGGCCCGAUCUCCCUAUCCAUCCAUAGGGAAGGCCCGUGCACCAGCAGUGGGGACGUUAAUGGGCUGGUGAUGAUGUGGAGCAACGUGGAUGUGUAUCCCGUCUGAAAGACGAGAUACGAAAAAGAAAAGCCAUCAGUUAGAAAAAGGCAGUUUUGAUUGAAAAUAAGUUUUCUUUUUUCCAAUCUUUAGGGAAUAAAAUAUAACACUAUGAUUUGCAGUUAAAUGCGUAAAGGGUUAUACUAAUUAAAACACAUGAUAACGGGUUCUUACCGCAUUUAGAGCAGGGAUAUGAGACUCCCGAUAUUUCGACACUGUUGCAAGUGCCAUGAUCACGGGAUGACUGAUGAGAACCCGUUAUAAUGUGUUUUAAUUAUGAUAAUAACCGCGUAAACUUAAAACAAGGGUUUUACUGUAAAAAUGUAAGCGAAACAAUAUGUUUGUUUACUCAAACAGUAUGGGGAACUGUCAAAAUUAAAGAACACUCAACAGUAGCGACACCUGAUGGGAGGAAAAGACAGUUUUUAACCUAACUUGUGCUGUGUUUUGAUUGCAAAUAGUCGUUCCAUUAAUACAGCGCGUAAGUUGUACGUUAGGCGCUAUCCUCUUCUGUGAUUUCUACUAUAAAACAAAGUUUACAACAAGGAGAUACUUGUUUGUGAUUGGUUACAAACUACUUACAAUCAGCCAAUCAGAUACGCGUAUUUCACUAUAAAUUAAUGUUAUAACCGUGCUGAUUCCAACAGGUACCUAAUUUUAUUUUAAGUUAUACCUGUCAUUUUAACCGCCGAAAUGGAAGAGACUUGUGACAGGUAAAAAAAAAUAUGGAACACACGUCGAUUUUACCUUUCUAAAGUUUAACGUCAACAUAUAACCCGACACGAUUAAGUUGACAGCACACGCGAAGCGGUUUUCAUAUUUCAUUUACUCAUUUUAAAAUAAUUUAGUUGUCAAUCAUCCGAAUCUUUCCCAUUCAGCGGACAAGAAAAGGACAAGUAUAACUUAAAAUAAAAUUAAAAGCUGUACGCUGGUAUCAGCACUAUACUAUUCCUAAUUACGGUGUAAACUUGUAAAUUGCUUGGGUAUUUUGUACCUACACACACACACACACGCUUGUGAAGCCGUUUUUAUGUGACUUAUUGUAUUGGUUUGUCUGAAGUAGCAUUAACUACUUCGCCGGAAUGUGAUCCCUAAUCCAAGGACUGCAUAUCGGUAUCAAAUAUCUACAUGGUACUAAUCAAAAUACGAGUACAUUAAUUAUAUACCACUUCAGUACAAAUAUUGUUUUAAGUUUACGCGGUUAUUAUCAUAAUUAAAGCACAUAAUAACGGGUUCUUACCGCGUUUAAAUGGGGAUAUGAGACUCCCGAUAACCCGGUAACGACCCGAGCGAACGCGAACGCGCGUGAACGCGGUAAGAACCCGUUAUUAUGUGCUUUAAUUAGUACAAAUAUUGUUUAAUAUCUGUACUAAAAUUGUAUGUUACCCGAAAAGUUAUGACGUCAUACAGAAGAAAUAUGUACUUGUAUCCAUACCGGUAUACAGUCUGGUGCAGCCACAAGAAAGUGGUUAGAAACGCCACAACAAAGAAAUUCAUAUCAAAAAGCAAUAUUGCUAUUUGACACUUUUUAACAAUGCUUACUUAGUUUAAAUAUGACUUUUUAACCCCCCUGAAGACAACUAGUCUUACUUUUUGUGCGUUCUAGUUGAGCGAAUGAAUUUGCGUGCGAUUUGAUUUUAGACAAACAGCGCCCUCUAUUGGCCGUCACGAAAACUGUUUAUGAUUACACCUUCGCUAGAUGGCGCUAGUAGUAACUAUUCAGAAAGAACUUGUGCAAAUAUUCGUUGCACAUUUUGUCUUAUUUUUUUAUCUUAAGGCAUAGACCUCGUAUAGCAAAUAGACAAUCAAUCUCUGUAAAAAAAUGUCCGCGGCGCAUCUUGUCACAAAUUACGGCGUUUAACGAAACUACAACCGAUAUUGCACUUUAUUUGAACAGCCAUGACUACUUAAUUUGAGGGAACGGACUUAUACUAUGUUCGUACAUACAUACAUACAUAAACUCACGCCCGUAAUCCGUAAUGGGGUGGGCAGAGCCACAAGUAAUCAAAGACAACUUGCAGCCACUGUUGAUACGAUGUCGGAAGCUGGAUAUGAUGAACCUUAUGGUGAUAAGGGAUCAGCCUAUCGCCCAUAACAUUAAUCCAUCAUGUUAGAGGACACAAUCCCUCUGUCGGUUUUUACGACAUGCCCGGGAAGAAAAGCAGCUGAACGUUUUCUAUGUUUUUUAUUUGCUCCCAGAACAGCAUAGAAGCACUAUGUUCGUAACUUCAUGUAUACGUAUUUACAACACUGUUCGGAUUCUUUUUUAGAAAAUCUCCUUAGCGAAUGUGACUCUAUUUGUAUAUACAUCCGUCAGUGUCUAAAUGUGAUACAAUCUAGAGAUUUAUUUUUAGUAAUAAAUAGAUUAAAGUUCAAAAUACCCAAGUACUAUUUCUAAAGGUUAUUGUAUUAAGUAAUUAUAGCUGUACAAAGUUAUUGAAGUAUGUCUCCGAUCCCAAGUGUACAACCCUUGAAUUGUCUAUAACAAUUAUAAUGGAAUAUAUUUCUGUAUAUUGAUUUUUAAAAA